This is a messenger RNA of Protopolystoma xenopodis, 348 nucleotides long. NCBI's taxonomy places the organism in Eukaryota, Metazoa, Platyhelminthes, Monogenea, Polystomatidea, Polystomatidae. The record is from the annotation of a GenBank genome assembly.
UUCGGAGGUGACUUCAUCUGUCCCGUUCGAACUCCAUUUGACAAGUCGAAUUCGGCAGUUGCUUGGGGAAUGGCCCGAUUUUCAUCAUCCCUUUCCUCCUGCUAUAUACUCUUCCUCUUUGGAUCACUCAAUGUGCCUGUGCGCGCUUCCCCUAGUCUAGUUAAAACCAUGCGCUCCUGGGACAUUGGCAAAGCCGGUCUACACUUUUGCCACGCCAGGUCUCCAUUCUCAUCUUUUUGUGUCUCCCAUCUCUGCCUUCCGCUUCCGAAUCGAUUCGUCGACUCUGUCUCCGUAGCUCGCGUGAAAAUUGCGUAUGCUCGCCCGUCUGAUGCAUGUUUGUCAGCUUGA